AUUACUUUGUCCUAUCAGACAAGACGAUGGAGUCCGAAGCAUUUCAUAAAUUUGCUCAAGUUGCCUCAACUACAAAAGCAGAAGUAGUGCAAUUUGAAGACUGUAAUCUGACAAGAGAAAAACUGAAUGCAUUUGCACAAGGAGCCACUGAUUUUGGUUUGAAAAUCAAUCGUUUAAGCCUAGUAGACAAGACCAUGGAGUCCGAAGCAUUCCAUGAAUUCGCUCAAGUUGCCUCAACCUCAGAAGCAUCGACCGUGAGGAUUCACAACUCUAGUCUGUCCAGUGCAAAAAUGAAUGCAUUUGCGGGGGGAGCCACUGAAUUAGGAUUAAAAAUCCAGCAACUUAUCCUGAGCGAAGAAAACUUCAAACCAUCUCAUACUAUCAUCAAAAACCUCUGUCAACUGUUUAGUACAGUAGAGGAAUCUAUUUAUCUUAAUGGUUGGGAAAUUGACCAACAAGGUAUUGAUGCCCUACAAUCGGAUUUAAUAAUGUUAAACAAAAAACUGAAAAUUCGCAUCAACGAUGUUUAUCUACAAGUAUCCACCGAUCAGCACAGCUAUUCACGAAUUCAAAGUAUAAAAAACUCAAUUAGACGUAUCUUCAGAAGAGAAAGAAGAUAAGAAUAAAAUAGGGAUGGUGUCAUAGAUAGGUGGUGUCACAAAUAUGACUGACAAAUUUUAUUGAUUAUUGGGUACAAAGCAAGAAAUUGUUGGGUUCAAGAUAUAUUGUUCAUUUUUUAAUUUUGAUUUGUGGCUUACUGUCGUGGCUUUAUGAUUUGUGGUAUUACUUGUCAAAAAAGAUGGUAAAUAUUUACACCAAGAAACAUUUAGUUAUAUUUUGAACAGAAUUCUGAAAAUUUCGAUAAUUCGUCUAUUUUAAAAUUAUUCCGUGAC
Messenger RNA from Styela clava, 893 nucleotides. NCBI's taxonomy places the organism in Eukaryota, Metazoa, Chordata, Ascidiacea, Stolidobranchia, Styelidae. The record is from RefSeq and is a predicted model, not a curated record.